Molecule: messenger RNA, 1603 nt
Organism: Labrus bergylta (ballan wrasse)
Lineage: Eukaryota; Metazoa; Chordata; Actinopteri; Labriformes; Labridae
Gene: zbtb14
Product: zinc finger and BTB domain containing 14
Biological process (GO): regulation of transcription by RNA polymerase II
Cellular component (GO): nucleus
Molecular function (GO): DNA-binding transcription factor activity, RNA polymerase II-specific; protein binding
Source: RefSeq, a predicted model, not a curated record
GUGCGCAUGCGUGAGAGGUAGUGAUCCGUCUCGUCCACAGAGGAUCUUUGGCCCGCUGCCUGCGUGCCCCUGCAGUGUGUGCGUGCUGCUCGUCCUCAUCAUCAACAACAACAACAACCGGACAAAGUGUGUACCGGAUCCCGGCGCUGACACACCCGGAGGAACACGCUCGCACCGGGUCUACCGGGUCUACCGGGUCUACCGGGUCUCUGUGACGAUGGCGGAAACGGUGAAGUACGUGGACGAUGAACAUAAGAGCAUAUUCUUGAAGCUGCUGAACGAACAGCGUCUGGAGGGCGAGCACUGUGACAUUGCAGUCGUGGUCGAAGACGUCAAGUUCAGAGCUCACCGUUGUGUGCUUGCCGCCUGCUCCAACUACUUCAAAAAACUCUUCAAAAAACACGAGGUGGAUAACUCUUCAGUGAUAGAGAUCGAUUUCAUUCGCUCAGAUAUCUUCGAGGAAGUGUUGAACUACAUGUACACCGCCAAAAUUUCUGUCAAAAAGAGAGACGUCAACCUAAUGAUGUCAUCAGGUCAGAUCCUCGGCAUCCGCUUUCUCGACAAGCUCUGCUCCCAGAAACGAGACAUGUCGUCAGAGGACAAAGAGAAGUUUCCUUAUGACAUAGUAAAGAUGGCGCUGCCACCCGAAGCCCAGCUCGCCGCUGACUCCGAGGUGCUCGGGGAGCAUGAUGACACACCGACCACAGAUGAUCUGGUCGAGGCAUCAUCCAAUCAGGAGCUGGAUAAGUCUCCAAGUGCAGCACUGCGUGUUCAGGAAGCGAUCUUGAAAGAACUGACCAAUGAGGACGUACACAAGGUGACUUGCUACGACCAGGAUGUGGUUACAGAGUUGGAGGCGGAGCCUAAAGACUUGGGGGCAGAGCACCACGCCACACAGACGCUCACAUUUACAGACAGCAUGGGGGAGGUGAAGGACGAGCAGCCACCUGGCUGGUCUAACACCACGGCUGACAUGAAGUUUGAAUAUCUGCUUUACGGAACUCGCGAGCAGCUCGCCUGCCAGGUGUGCGGAAAGACCUUCCUGGAUGAGAGCAGGCUCAGGAAACAUGAGAAGCUUCACUCGGCCGAGCGUCCAUUCGCCUGUGAGAUCUGCUCCAAAGCUUUCACCACCCAUGCUCACCUGAAAGAACACCUGAAGAUUCACACCGGCUUCAAACCAUACAGGUGUGAUGUUUGUGGGAAAUCAUUUAUUCGAGCUCCGGACCUGAAAAAACAUGAACGAGUUCACAGCAACGAGAGGCCGUUCGCCUGUCAGAUGUGUGACAAGGCGUUUAAACACAAAUCUCACCUGAAGGAUCACGAGCGGAGACAUCGAGGAGAGAAACCGUUCGUCUGUCCGUCCUGCACUAAGGCCUUCGCCAAGGCGUCAGAUCUGAAACGUCAUGAGAACAACAUGCACAGUGAGAGGAAGCAGCUGAACCCUCUGCAGAGCGACACGGAAACGCUGCAGGCCGCCGCCAUGGCUGCCGAGGAGCAACACCUGGACGCCAUCAGCUGCUCCUAGCACCUCCUCCUCUUCCUCUUCUCCUCUUCCUCCUCCUCUCCUCCUCUUCUUCUUCCUCUCCUCCUCUCCUCUUCCUCU